AUGGACGACGACGGGCUGCUGCUCAACUUUGAUACGAGCACGCCAGCCUCGGCGCCUGGACGACGACGUGAGAAGAAGCGUAGCCGCGGCUCGGAGUCGCGUGAUCAUGGCCUUAAGCGUGCCCGCCCAGCGCCGACACCGGAUGCGCAGCAGGCUGCGAAGGAUGCGGCGGCGGAUCGACGUACCGUGGCGCUAGCACACGCCAUGGUCAGCGGUGCACAGAAAGACUCUGCCGUGAAAGCGCCCCCCAAAGCCGGUACGGGCUACAUCUCCUCCUUGUUUGCGCGUGACGAAGCGAAUGCCGAUGAGCCAGCUGCUGUGCCCUCGGCCGGGCCUGUCAUGCCGUCCAAUGCGCCCCAAGGCGAGGCGACAUUUGAGUCGCUGGGUCUUGAUACCCUUAUUGCGACGCAUCUCCGUGAGCGUAUGGACAUUUGUGGACGGCCGACGGACAUUCAACGCAUGGCCAUCCCGCCUCUCUUGGCCUCGCCCCCUUCGUCCUUGGCGAUGCGUGAUGUGCUUAUGCAGGCGCAGACGGGUAGUGGCAAGACAUUGACGUACCUUCUUCCUAUUCUUCAAUCGCUACUUCCUUUGUCGGAAGAGAGCUUUAUUGAUCGCAGUGUCGGUACACUGGCGAUCGUCUUAGCCCCGACGCGUGAAUUGGCGCGACAGAUAUACCAAGUCCUUGAACGUCUCCUAACACUCUCUCUUUCCUCGAAAGACGAUGACGGCGCACCACGUCGGCGUACGCGCUGGAUUGUCCCAGGUCUGUUAACUGGUGGAAGUACGAAGAACCACGAAAAGCAGCGCCUACGCAAGGGCUGUACCAUCCUUGUCGCGACCCCUGGCCGACUGUUAGAUCACUUGCAGAACACGUCAAGUUUGGACGUGGGUAAGUGUCGUUGGCUCGUACUGGACGAAGCCGAUCGUCUUCUGGAGAUGGGCUUUGAGGAGCAGCUCAGUGGCAUUGUCAAGGCAUUGGAAGGGCGGCGUCGACUUAGUCUUCAAUUGGCACGAGACGCCUUGCUCAACAGUGGUGCGAUUCGAAGUGAUACACCGGACGAACAGGUGACAGAUUCGCUAGGCAUUGCAUGGUGGGCGUGGCGACGUCGUGUCGUGCUUUGCUCUGCCACGCUCGAUGAGCGUGUUCAGGCGUUUUCUGGGACGACGCUGAAAGAGCCGUUGCUCGUUCGUGCAGGCAUGAAGUCGGCCCCAUCGACUGUCGCGACGGCGGUCCCGACAGAGUCCUCGGCCACGGUGCCUGUCGCAUCGGCUGCGACCUUUGCUGCGCCGACGCAGCUGGAGCAGCACGCGAUUAUCGUCCCGCCGAAACUUCGGCUGGUCACGUUGGUCGCGUUGCUUCGACGCAGUGUGCCCAAAGUGGCCGAGAUGCCGACGCGUGUGAUUGUGUUUUUGACAUGCACGGACAGUGUCGACUUCCAUUGGCAUGCGCUGGGCGGCGCCUCCAUGGACGGCAAAGCCGGCGCGGCCGAGUCUGCUGAAGCGGAGAAGGACCAGGACACGCCGCUCGCCCAGAAGAGCGAGCUGCUACCUGGUGUGCCGAUCUACCGAUUGCAUGGCUCCAUGACGCAGAAGGAGCGCAUUGCUUCGCUACGUCACUUUCACAAACUGACCGAUGGGACGGAUGCGCCGCCAGCGACGCGGGGUGGCGUGUUGCUAUGUACGUCGGUGGCCUCGCGUGGUCUGGACUUGCCACAGGUCCGGUGCGUGAUCCAAAUGGAUGUCCCGACCGAGGGUGGCGUGGAAGAGUAUGUGCACCGUGUCGGCCGUACCGCUCGUGUGGGUCAACAAGGCACAAGCUGGCUGAUGCUCAUGCCUCACGAAAAGCCCUGGCUUACAACGCUCGCGCAGCGCAUGGUCGUGGGCCAGCCGCCCCGUCCUGCCCACGUCUCGUUGGUCGGCUACGAUACGGUGCUGUACGAAGGGUUUGGCGGCGCCGCGCGCGAGUACGAAUCACGUGCGACCGACGUCCAAAUGGCGCUGGAACGAUGGGUCCUUGCUGCGCCGCAUCAUGCUACGCUGGCCCGCACGGCGUUCUUAGCGCACAUUCGUGCGUAUGCGACGCACCCAGCGAGCGAGCGAGCGAUCUUCCACGUGAAUCAGCUGCAUCUUGGUCACUUGGCGAAAGCGUUUGCCUUGCGUGAGGCGCCGAACACGGUGCAACGCACGGCGAAAAAGGAGCAUGACAAGCAGACCAAACCCGCGACGAAGGACCAGGUACGGGCGCAGAGCACCGAAGAACGCAAGCGCCGUAUGCUAGCCAAUCUUCCUGUGGAGUCCAUGUAG
Malassezia pachydermatis is the source of this 2304-nucleotide messenger RNA. Its product is annotated as dbp7-rna helicase required for 60s ribosomal subunit assembly. Lineage: Eukaryota; Fungi; Basidiomycota; Malasseziomycetes; Malasseziales; Malasseziaceae. Gene Ontology annotation, biological process: ribosome biogenesis. The coding region runs from base 1 to 2304 and encodes 767 amino acids. The transcript has a single exon. The record is from RefSeq and is a predicted model, not a curated record. Gene Ontology annotation, molecular function: ATP binding; nucleic acid binding. Gene Ontology annotation, cellular component: nucleus.